This is a messenger RNA of Ruditapes philippinarum (Manila clam), 1845 nucleotides long. RefSeq lists its product as uncharacterized. Gene Ontology annotation, molecular function: DNA binding. Gene Ontology annotation, biological process: DNA recombination; DNA integration. The coding region runs from base 1 to 1845 and encodes 614 amino acids. The transcript has a single exon. Lineage: Eukaryota; Metazoa; Mollusca; Bivalvia; Venerida; Veneridae. The record is from RefSeq and is a predicted model, not a curated record.
AUGGUGGUUACAGGAAGUGAACAUUCUCAAGGGCUGUGGUUAUCUACAGAGUCAAACAAAUGUGUCGAUAACCACAGAUGCAAGCAGUACAUGGGGUUGGGGUGGACAUAUGAACAGCCUUACUGUGCAAGGACGUUGGACUCCUUUACAACAACUCCAACACAUCAAUUGUUUGGAGAUGGAAGCUGUGAUCAGAACAGUAAGACAUUUCCUACCCCGCCUGAAACACAAAAAUGUAUUGAUACGCUCGGACAAUAUGACAGUUGUACAAUACAUCAACAAACAGGGGGGUACGAAAUCUCUGAAUCUCUGCCAGAAAACUUGGGAUCUUUGGACAUUGGCACUAGCCAAUGGCAUGUCACUGAAAGCAGCUCAUAUAGCUGGAGACAAGAAUAUACUGGCAGAUGCUCUGAGCAGAUACAGAGUAAAGGAGACAGAGUGGUCCUUGAACAAAACAGUUGUGAGGAAAGUUUUCAGCAUCUUGGGUUUUCCAAUGAUGGAUCUGUUUGCGACAAUAGAAAACAAACAGACACAACUGUUUUGUACUUGGAUUCCUCACCCAGCGGCAUAUGCAGUGGAUGCCCUCUCAAUCGCAUGGACGAACAUGUAUGCCUAUGCAUUUCCACCGAUAAAGUUGAUACCACGUGUUCUGUCUCACAUGCAGAAAUAUCAGUGUACACUAAUUCUAAUUGCUCCGAAUUGGCCGCGUCAACAUUGGUUUCCGAUUCUACUGCAAAUGUUGAUUGCACAACCACUGAUACUACCCGUGCAGUCGGAUCUAUUGUCUCAAGUCAAGGGGAGAAUUGUACAUCCUCGACCCGAGAUUCUAAAUCUGACUGCAUGGCUCAUAUCGACAGAUACUAUGAAACAAGAGGCUUUUCAGAAAAAUCUAGAAAAUUACUGGCAGCCUCAUGGCGAUUGGGCACUAAGAAAGACUAUAGAUCUAAGUUCAAAAUUUUCAGUCAUUGGUGUAGUGAACAACAAAUUGAUCCAUACACAGCAUCUCUAGAACAAUGCAUAAAUUUCUUAUCUGAAAAAUUUUUUGCAGGUUCUGCAUAUAGGACUUUAUCUGGCUAUAGAUCUAUGAUGUCUUCUGUAUUACCUAGGGUUGAUAAUUUUGCUGUUGGACAACACCCUGUAGUCAUAAGGCAUUUAAAGGGCGUAUUUAAUGAAAGACCACCUUUAAAAAAACUUGUUCCUGAAUGGGAUUUACCUUUUGUUUUACAGGCACUAACAGAGACUCCUUUUGAACCGUUGAGAAAAGCGUCCCUGAAGCAUCUUACAUGGAAAACAAGCUUCCUUAUUGCUGUAACAUCUUUCAGACGAUGUAGUGAUUUGCAGAAUCUCAAGCUUGGUGAGGGAAAUGUUAACAUACAAAAUAAAGGUAUAAGUUUCAUAAGACAAGGCCUUUCCAAGCAAGACAGACCAAAUCAUGUUCCUACACCUGUGUUUAUUCCGGCGUUUCCAAAGAACAAAUUAUUAGAUCCUAAACGCUGUUUGGCUGUGUAUUUAAAACGCACUGAACAAUUUCGAAAUAUAGGUACAGAAUCUGAUGUCACUGAACUAUUUCUUUCGGUUAACAAACCUCAUCGACCAGUUACAGCACAGACAAUUUCAAGAUGGAUUGUCAAAGUUAUCAAAUAUGCAUACAAGAACAGUAAAAAGAACAUUAAAAAUGUGAAAGGUCACUCAACGAGAAGUAUAGGUCCUUCUUGGGCACUUUUCCACGGUGCAACAGUGAAAAGCGUGAUGGAGUCCGCUGACUGGUCUAAGGAGACCACUUUUGUGAAACAUUAUUUCACUACUGUAAAUGUAGAUUUUCUAAAAACUACUCGUGAUAAAUAG